Messenger RNA from Trichogramma pretiosum, 3456 nucleotides. It is a transcript of the gene Kr, whose product is annotated as zinc finger protein 362-like. The transcript has 3 exons. Lineage: Eukaryota; Metazoa; Arthropoda; Insecta; Hymenoptera; Trichogrammatidae. Bases 498 to 2132 code for a protein of 544 amino acids. The record is from RefSeq and is a predicted model, not a curated record. Gene Ontology annotation, cellular component: nucleus.
CAGUGACUUCAGUUUCGGGCUUGAACCACCCGAGUUAACAUCGCGAGCCAGAGCCUCUAAGACUUGGUACGAGAUUUUUUUUGUUUUGCGUCGUUUUGCUUUUUCGUGCACUCAUGAAUUAGCGGACACAUACUGCAGCAGUGUUUUAUUUUUUCCAUUAUUUCAUUUUUACUUUGCGCCGUGGUCCACGUGUGUCUCCUUGGUUAUGCAUAUUUCUUUUAUCAACCCAAGCCGACCGUAAUUUUACACCCCUGUGCUUUUUGUGUAUGAAAAAUUUGUGUCGAAAAAAGUGUGCCCGUUUUUCGCUUGCGAACAAUUUAUUUUCGCCCAAGAUUCGAUUGAUUUUCACGAAUCUCGCAGUAGUGUGAGCCAGAACGACCAAGUGUGACAACAACACAGCACGACGCUUCAAAGUUGAUCGCUGCUUAUCUCACAUGCGAGCUAACUACUGCAUCGGCUUAUCGAGCGAGUUAACUACUUUUCUCUUCCUGUGAUCGAUGACUCUCAUGGAGUGCGUUGCCAAAACUAACGCUCACGUUUCGUUGGACGAAUCAUACCACAGGAAACUGGCCAUCGAGGAGUUUAUUCAGAAAUCCCUGGCCUUUAAGAAUUUGUCUGGUAUGAGCGGCAUACAGCAGGAGUCGUUGGAGCGAGGCAUGCCAGCGCCCAAUUCGCCACCGCUCAAACCCGAGCUGGCUACGACGGCCAACUUGUUCAACGAUCCAAACUUCGCCAGCCUAGCCAACCAGAUGCUUUCCCAGCACUACUUCAAUCAAACUCUAAUGAGCAUACCGAACCUCAACGCCGCUCUGGGCAAUCCGCUCCUGUUCCAGCAGUACCAGCGAUACCAUCAGGCUAUCGCUGCUUUAACGAUUCCGGCGGCGAUGCCCUCGCCACCCGUGCCUAUGCAGCAGCCCACGAGCCCCGUUUCACCGGCGCUCAGCAGCGCUUCUGCCAGCAGUGCUCUAGCCAUCCAUAACAACAACAACAACAGCAACAUCAAUAACAAUGACAACAGCAUCAGUAACAACAACAACAACAACAACAACAACAACAGCAACAUUAACAAUAACAACGAAGUAGUCAGCAGCAGCUGCGCCGAUAAAUUAAGAAAAGUCAAGCCGAAAAAGCGAGCGGCCAAGGUGGCGAAAGUCGAAGUCGCCGCGGCGAACGGCACCGAAGUUGCCGUUGCGGAGAUCAAAGCACCGGGCAAGGACCGAAAUUUCACUUGCCAAGUUUGCUUCCGGAGCUUCGGCUACAAGCACGUCCUGCAAAAUCACGAGCGAACGCACACCGGCGAGAAGCCCUUCGAGUGCCUCGAGUGUCACAAAAGAUUCACCCGCGACCAUCAUUUGAAGACGCACAUGCGCUUGCACACGGGCGAGAAGCCGUAUCACUGCACCCAUUGCGAUCGGCAAUUCGUGCAAGUGGCCAAUCUCCGGCGACACUUGCGCGUACACACGGGCGAGCGACCCUACGCCUGCGAGCUUUGCAAGGCCAAGUUCUCCGACAGCAACCAGCUCAAGUCGCACAUGCUCAUACACAAGGACGAGAAGCCCUUCAAGUGCGAUCACUGCGAGACCAACUUCCGUCGCAAGCACCACCUGGACGUGCACAAGUGCAAAGCCCUCGCGAGCGCCAGAGCCGCCCCCGGCUCCCGAGUAGCCGCCGCCGUGAGCCCGCCCUUGGCAGCCUUCUCCGCGAGCAGCGCCAGCAGCAGCAGCAGCGGUUCGGCCUGCAGCGGACGCCUGUCGCGCGUCGGCUCCUUGUCGCCUUGCAGCCUGGAUCUCGACGACGAGGCGAUGCUCCAGGAGAAGCCGCCGCUGACGCAAGGCCACCAUCAGCCGCCGGCUACGUACCUUCGACCUAAGCAGCUGGCCUCCUCGAUGAUGCAAGACGUGCCUUUCUCGACUGCGAGCGUGAAUCUGACCUCGGCAGCACCCGUUAACUUGGCUUUCCAGACCCCCAUGCAGACCGAGCCCGAGGACCUAUCGAUUCGCGGCACUGGUCGAAGCAGCGAUGAGACUUCGAUAAGGCCCGAUUCUCGCGCUAGCUCGUCGUCGCCGUUUUCCUUCGUUCAACGAGACGAGGAUGUAAAGAUGGAGAAUAUGACCGACCUGUCUGCCAGGUGAAAAGCGGCCAUUUGCGAAUAGUAGUUUUUUUUUUUCAAAUAAUAAUAUCUUUGUACAUAACAUUAGCUGGUACUCCCGCGUGUAAAAAAAUUAUAUAUAUUUAUUAAUAUAGGUGAAAAUGAACCGGUGUGUAGAUAAAGUAAGUGCGUGCCAUUUUUCGAGCCCGACAGAUUGCUCGGGUUUAUUACUUUUAACGAUUAGCCAUGCACGAGAAUAAGUUUAUUGUCCGCGUCGCGCGUCUUUAUAUUGAAAUUUAAUAUAUUGAUGAGCGGUGCAGUGCUGAUAAUAAAAGUUCCGGCAAUCCUUUUUGUAUUAUAGAUAUUAAAGAGACAUUUAAAUUAUUAACUAUGAAAUUAUAUUAACGGAUAUAGUUGUGCUAUUGUAAAGAAGAAAGGGAGAGAAAAUAUUAUUGAUAACAGAAGCCAUAUUUUUUCAAUGACGAAUACACAUUCGUAAACAGUGAAACUGAGAAUAGUAUGCGUGAAUGUUGACUGGUAUACAAGUUCCUCUGACAGUUGAAAGCUACGGAUCGAAUCAACGCCUUGGCCUCUUGCAAUACUUGCCUGUCGCCCUCUGUCCGUUUGCGAACUGUGCUUUUUUUGUUAAUUAUUAUUUACAUUUGUUUUGUUUUGUUUUGUGUCCAUUCCAUUUGUAUAUAAUAGAUUAAAAAUUACAUGUAAUGUACUAUUUACAUUACUUGCAUAAUUUUCUUUUUAUAUUUGUAAAUAAUACAAUUAUAUGCAAUUAAAUUAGCAUUUGAAUUCAUUGCUGGUAGUAAGCGAUACAGAAACGUUGCCUAUGCAGCUCAAAUGACUAUGAUUUGUCAUUAAACAAUGAUCUUUAUUAUGAAUAUUACAGUGCGAACUGCAUGGCAAUUAAUAUUUCACGUCAUCCUUCCACAGUACAUUUUUUUCGACGGACAGAGUAUUUGUAAAUAUGUAGCAUAAAUAUUUUUUUAGCUCGAUAAGGCCUAUUGUUUUUUACCAUUUAAAACUAAGAAUUUUGUUAAUCAUGCCAAUUCAUCUAUUUCAUAUCGCCAAAUAUUUGUAUGAUUUUUUAAAUUCAAUUAACCAAACGCAAUGAAAUCGAUUAAGCACUAAUUUCCGGUUUCUGUGAUUUUUAUCAUUAUGAACGUUAACCAAAAUUAGACGUUGAAUCUGCGUGUAAUUUGGAUAAUUAUAGUCUUAUUAAUUUCAAAAGAAAAUAACAAUAAUAGGAUAAAUAAUCAAAAUCUAUAUACCAAAUUUCUUGUGAUGGAAAGGUGGAUGCAUAUUUUUGUUACAAUUUCAAACGAGUCAAAAAUACACUUCGAUUUGUUUAUAAA